AUGAUUGAGAGGAAUGUCGUAAAACUGAAUGUAGGAGGAGUUUCAUUUGUCACCAAGUUGUCCACGCUAGAGAAGUGUAAUACACCCGUAUUUAACGAAAUAUUAGCUGAGUUUCACAAAUCCCCCGUGAAUGAAGUUUUUAUCGACAGGGACGGAACACAUUUCAGUGUAAUUCUCAAUUACCUGAGAACAAAUAAACUUGUUUGCCCCAAUGAUAAAUACAUACUCGAGCUAAUUUUGGUUGAGGCGCAGCAUUACCAAAUAGCACCUCUAAUAGAUGCUGUUAAGACCAAGAUCACUUCACUAAACUCUUCCAGCUUGGGAAAUAGUCAGUCAAGUCUAAUCCAUGAAUUUUCUGAUAGACAAACAGAUGAAAUUAUGCACUCUGAAAACUCUUCGAAUUACUGUCAAGGUUACGCAGGGUCGGCGCAUAAUGUCGAAAAUAAUGAAAACACAGCCUCUUUGAGUUCAUCCAUAAAUAUAUUAAACAGGUCAAAUAGUGGAUUUCACGAGGAUAUAUACACAAAUCCAUUCGAAACUCCUACUUUAUCUGCACCGUAUUAUUUGAGCGAAAGCCAAGAUAUAGAAGAGUCAGCGACUUUUGUUCAAACAUGCAAUAUUUCUCAGCUAGGCCCACAGGUUUUUGAUGCUACUGUUGAAGAUUUCUAG
Molecule: messenger RNA, 669 nt
Organism: Babesia microti strain RI
Lineage: Eukaryota; Apicomplexa; Aconoidasida; Piroplasmida; Babesiidae
Product: BTB/POZ domain-containing protein KCTD7
Exons: 1
Coding region: 1-669 (222 amino acids)
Biological process (GO): protein homooligomerization
Molecular function (GO): protein binding
Source: RefSeq, a predicted model, not a curated record